AUGUGUUGCACUUUGCAAAUGUUAAAGGAAACUUUGCUUAGGUUUAAUAAAAGAAUGGAGGAGAUUUUAAUAAUAUACACAAAGUAAUUAUUUAUUGAGUAAAGAAAGUCUGAAAAAUUCAAACUUCAUACUAAUCUCAAUUCAAAAAAGUAAAGUAUCGGUUUUUAAAUAUUUUCUAAUGAGAAAAUUUGGAAGAUUUUUUUAGUCAGUCAAUAAAGGGAGAUAUGA
This is a messenger RNA of Paramecium primaurelia, 228 nucleotides long. NCBI's taxonomy places the organism in Eukaryota, Ciliophora, Oligohymenophorea, Peniculida, Parameciidae. The record is from the annotation of a GenBank genome assembly.